This is a messenger RNA of Corticium candelabrum, 996 nucleotides long. RefSeq lists its product as uncharacterized. Lineage: Eukaryota; Metazoa; Porifera; Homoscleromorpha; Homosclerophorida; Plakinidae. The transcript has 2 exons. Gene Ontology annotation, molecular function: zinc ion binding; nucleic acid binding. Bases 1 to 996 code for a protein of 331 amino acids. The record is from RefSeq and is a predicted model, not a curated record.
AUGGGAGAAGCGCCAGACCAGCAGAAUGCAGAGCAGGCAGUGCGCGCCCGAGGCAGUAGAAUAGUGUCUCUUCCUGAUUCGUUCAGUGAUGGCGAUGUGGACCAAUGGCUCAAGAAGUUUACCCUUUGUGCUGAUGCAAAUGGGUGGGAAGACGAUGAGAGAAAAAAGAAGAUUCUUCCGACAUAUCUAAAUGGGAGAGCUUGGAUUGUUUAUGAUCGGUUGCCAGAAGACAAGAAGGACACCAGAGAGACGCGUCUGGCAACGCGGCAGUUCAGGGAGAGAAAAUGGAAGACUGAUGAACCAUUGGAGGUUUAUGCAGGAGAGCUAGAACGUCUCCUGGACAGGGCUUACCCAGCACUAGGAGCCGAUGAUCGGCAACAGCAGCUAGUAGACCAGUUCACUGAAGGAAUGCCACCAGCUGUACGUCGGGAAUUAGAACUUCAUGCACAGGCAACAUUCGAGGAUACCAUACUGCGAGCAAGAGAGCUAAUGCUCUUGGAAGACAGAAAGAAGGUACGAGCUCAGACUGUCGAAGCUGUCAAGGAUGUUACCCAUUCUGAUUACACAACUGAGCUGGAACGACCAGUGCAACAUCUAGAGGCACAAUUGCGGCAACCAACACCCACAUGGUCUAAAGAGAAAUACCCACAAUUACCUCACACACCACGAGGAUUGAACAAAAGGGAUCUGAUUUGCUUUCAAUGCAAUCAGCCUGGGCACUUACGCCGCAAUUGUCCCUUGUUCUCUGGUCCAAAACAGAUGGGCCUUGCUAUCUUUGUGGCCAAAUGGGUCAUCACCAACGUCAUUGUGGACAAAGGCCCACUCAACCUCAAGGUCGUCAAGGAAACAAUCAGUCUUUGCACAGUCCAAUCAAUGGUGGUGCUUAUGCAAGACAAGAAUGUCAUAGUAAUAGAACAUCCAAGCAGUCGAGCAAGCCAACUGAUCGCUUCUAUCAAAGCAAGCCAACGGAUCGCUUCUAUCAAAUCAACGGGUUGA